AUGAGAAAAUUCUACCUACUGACUACUAUCACAGAUGUCAGCGUUGCCGAUUACGGAAAUACCUGCACGGCUGCUGGUGUUGAAUGUAUUUUCCGGGAUGAAGAAACAAAACGCCGACCAGUGAGUCGCGAGUAUGUGACUGCGCUUGAGAGAAAAGUUGGUUCAUAUGAGCAAUUUGUCGCACAAUUGCGAAGCGCUUCGGCGACUGAGCGAAAUGAGCUUCUUGAUCAGCAUGAGCACGCUUUUCUCGGCCGUCAAACCAGCGAUACACUUACCAAAACUGAGGAUGGUGAAUUUGACUAUACAGGGUCUUCGCGACGGUCAACGAUGUACAUGCUUAACGAAUCACCGGGCUCUUCCUCGUUCUAUGGACCAACAAGUGUUUACCCAAAGGAAAUCAUGCCCCGUGAGUCCCUCCAGAACUCACCGGCCGCAUCAUAUCGUACACUUGAAAGAUGGCAUGAUGCUCGGCUGCAUGAGAGCCUAAAGUUCAAUCACGAGAACUUUCUGGCGGCACUUAAGUCAUUUUUUGAAUACCAGCACUCUCAAUGCAUGUUUAUCGAAAGAAGCGCUUUCCUUCGUGACCACAAUUCUCUCGAUAAUGACAGCAAGUACUGCUCCUUCCCACUGCUGUACGCAGCUUCUCAUACUCACUCCUCAGCAUUCAAUGAGGGGUUCCUCAAAGUGAGCUCCAUCCACAAAUUACACUAUGAACAGUAUGGGAAUGUAGAUGGGAAGCCAGUGGUAUUCCUCCACGGAGGACCCGGUGGAAGUACAUCAUUUUCAAAUACCAUCUACUUCAACCCCAAUGUCUACCGCGUUGUCCUCUUCGACCAGCGAGGAGCCGGAAGAUCAACUCCCUGCGCCGAGAUCCAAGAAAACACUACUAAAGAUCUCAUCAACGACAUCGAGUCCCUCCGCAUACAUCUCAAGAUACCGAAAUGGCACCUCGUCUUCGGCGGGUCGUGGGGCUCAACGCUCGCUCUACUUUAUGCGCAAGCUCAUCCGCACAUGGUGGGCUCACUUGUCCUUCGAGGUAUCUGUACGUGCCGCAAAUUAGAGCGCGAAUGGAAUCGGGGCCCUGCUGGUGCUGCGCGGAUUUAUCCAGAUGCUUAUGAGCAAUUUGUAAACUUUCUUCCGGAGGAUGAGAGGCAGGAUCCUAUCAAGGGAUACUAUAAAUUACUACUCUCUUCAAAGGCCGAGAAGAGACUUGCUGUAGCUCGGCAGUGGAAUACGUGGGAUAUUACGAUUGGCAGUCUGACACCUGAUGAGAAAAGUUUUGAAAAGAUUAAUGAUGAUCAAUGGUCGCUCAGCCAUGCGUUGAUUGAGACACAUUACUUUGCGAAUGGAGGGUGGAUAGAUGAGGAUCAAAUUAUGAGAAAGGAGAACAUUGACAAGAUUCGACAUAUUCCUACUACGCUAGUUCAGGGCCGAUACGACAUCAUAUGUGCUCCACAAACAGCUUGGGAUCUACACAAGGCCUGGCCUGAAACAAAUUUGAUUUGGAUUGCAGCUGCAGGACACAGUGUGAAGGAACCGUGUAUCGAGAAGAAAUUGAUUGAGCGUCUUGAUGGCGCUGUAGUUGCUCUAUCAGUCAUGGCCCCUCCGAAUCCGCGCGCUGAUUGGGAGCGUCUGGGCGAUCGAUUCUACCAAAAGACCAGAAUUUACGAUGGCGUCUUUGAUGAAGACCUAGAUCUCGAGAACUAUGUCGUUGCUGCAGCACCCUACGCUGGUGCGCUGGCACUCCAUCGAAGUGAGAGUAAGGUGUAUAGGUAUCGGGAUGCACAAACCGCCAAAUCAAGCAUAGACAUUUACUCCUUUUCGGGACAAUUGAUCAGUCGACUCAAUUGGGAUAAUGGAGCUAUCAGAGGAAUGGGCUGGUCUGACAACGAAGAGCUGCUGGUUGUCGACGAAGAUGGUACUGUUCAUCGCUACUUUGGUCUUCAUGGCGACUUUGCACCUUUCUCAUUAGGCAAUGGAGCCGAGGAGUACGGCGUUCGCGCUUGCCGUUUCUGGUCGUCUGGUUUUGUUGCACUUUUGUCAAACAACCAGCUGAUUGCUGUAUCCAACUACAAAGAGCCUAGACCAAGACUACUAGCUGCCUCACCAGAAGGUGAAGUCUCAUCGUGGAACCUGAUUCCUCCAGCUCAUACACUGUCUCGCACAGUGGAAGUGCUCCUGGCUGUCGACAAAACGUUAUAUGUGGUUGAUGCGACAGAAGCAGAAGACCGAAUGCUAGAAAGCGGCCCCUUCAAACAUGUUGCUGCCUCGCCUUCAGGUAAUGCAGUAGCACUAUAUACUAGUGACGGUAAAGUAUGGAUCGUGAGUAGUGAUUUCCAGAACAAAUACAGCGAGUACGACACAAAGUCCAAGACAGCUCCGAUUACUCUGGAAUGGUGUGGCGACGAGGCCGUCGUCCUUGGCUGGGAAGAUGAAAUACAUCUUGUAGGAAGCAACGGAGCAUCAUCCAAGCAUUACUAUGAUGAACGAGUGCAUGUAUUACCGGAAUUCGAUGGUGUUUGGUUAUUAACGAACGAGUCAUGCGAGUUUUUUCACAAGAUUUCCGCUGUCACUGAGGAUGUUUUUCGACUUGGUUCGACAUCACCGGCAUCCGUCUUGCUGGAUUCAAUCGAUCUUUUGGAAAAGAAAUCACCAAAGGUCGAUGAGAACAUGCAGCGUAUCCGUCCUAGUCUACCGGAAGCUGUGGACACCUGUGUCAGAGCUGCCGGUCAAGAAUAUAACACAAUCUGGCAAAAGCGACUUUUGAAAGCUGCAUCUUUUGGAAAGUCUGUCUUGGAGCUCUACAAUAGUGACGAAUUUGUUGAUAUCACAGAAAGACUCAGGGUAUUGAAAGCGGUUCGAGAUUUCGAAAUCGGCAUGCCCAUCUCUUCAGAACAGUAUCUCCGUCUAACUCCUGAGAGAUUGUUAGACCGUCUCAUCAAUCGUCACCAUUACCUGCUGGCAAUUCGCAUUUCUGAGUAUAUACGCCUUCCUACCGACAAGAUUUACGUUCAUUGGGCAAGUCAAAAGGUCAAGGUGUCUACUGCCGAUGACGACUCUGUGUGCAAGUUGAUCGUGCAAAGAUUGGAAGGAAAGUCGGGCAUUUCUUUUGAAAGCAUCGCUCAAUCCGCUUAUGAUGAAGGUCGAGCUCAUCUUGCUACACAACUUCUCAACUAUGAGCCACGGGCAGGAAAGCAAGUGCCUUUGCUUCUCAAUAUGGAGGAGGAUAGCAUUGCUCUUGACAAGGCCAUGGAAAGUGGAGACCCGGAUCUGAUCUACUAUGUCCUGCUUCAUCUGAGGAAGAAGCUUCCGCUGUCGACAUUUUUCAGAACUAUCAACGACAGGCCUGUCGCGGCUGCGUUGGUCGAAACAUCAGCGCGGGACAGCGAUGUGGAGCUGCUGAAGGAUUUAUAUUACCAGGACGACAGACCUAUUGAUGGAUCUAAUAUACUUAUUUCAGAGGCGUUGUCACGGAACGAUGUUCACACGAAGAUAGACAAGUUGGGUUUGGCCUCUCGUGUUUUGACUGACGCAAAAGAUGCCGCCACACAAUUCCAACAGAAGUCUAUCCUUGAGGCCACCCAGCUUCUUCGAGUGCAGGAGGGGCUCGAUAAAGAAUUAUCUGAUGGUCUUGAAUUUGUCGGCCUCAGCCUCAAUGAAACAGUCUACCGACUGAUCAAGUCCGGCUUUGGGAAGAGAGCACAAAAGCUCUACAGCGAUUUCAAAAUGACCGAGGCAACAUUCUGGUGGAUUCGCUUGAGAGCUUUAGUUGCCAAGCGAGACUGGGGAGAAUUAGAAGAGAUAUCAAAGAUGAGGAAGUCACCUAUUGGUUGGGAACCCUUCUAUGCCGAAGCCUUGGGAGCAGGGAACACAAAAAUUGCAUCGACUUUUGUUCCUAAAUGCACCAACUUGACCGUCGCUGAGAGAAUCGAGAUGUGGAUGAAGUGUGGUAUGAUCGUCAAGGCAGGAGAAGAGGCCUUACGAGCCAAGGACUUUAACACGCUGGAAGUCCUAAGAACAAAGGCUUCUGGGGCUGCAUUAGGCGAGAUAGAUCGCAUGAUUAAUCAACUCCGGCCCAGGAAAUAA
Talaromyces amestolkiae is the source of this 4086-nucleotide messenger RNA. RefSeq lists its product as uncharacterized. Gene Ontology annotation, cellular component: HOPS complex; cytoplasm; endosome. The record is from RefSeq and is a predicted model, not a curated record. Gene Ontology annotation, molecular function: DNA-binding transcription factor activity, RNA polymerase II-specific; aminopeptidase activity; actin binding. The coding region runs from base 1 to 4086 and encodes 1361 amino acids. Lineage: Eukaryota; Fungi; Ascomycota; Eurotiomycetes; Eurotiales; Trichocomaceae. The transcript is spliced from 14 exons. Gene Ontology annotation, biological process: regulation of DNA-templated transcription; vacuole fusion, non-autophagic; endosomal transport.